Messenger RNA from Sclerotinia sclerotiorum 1980 UF-70, 2295 nucleotides. RefSeq lists its product as hypothetical. The record is from RefSeq and is a predicted model, not a curated record. NCBI's taxonomy places the organism in Eukaryota, Fungi, Ascomycota, Leotiomycetes, Helotiales, Sclerotiniaceae. Bases 1 to 2295 code for a protein of 764 amino acids. The transcript is spliced from 3 exons. Gene Ontology annotation, molecular function: zinc ion binding.
AUGAACUUGCUUGGAGGUGAUUUGUUGAACCGUGGCGUUCGUCAUGAGGCGUUUGUAUCACUCCCAUUGGGUGUAUCUUGGGUUACACCACGGAAUUGUCGAGUUGGUGACAGUUGUCCAUUCAUCCAUGACCCGACAAAAAUUCCUGGUCGUGCCAUGGCAAAUAAAACAGUGCCCGAGGUUUCUCAGGCUUCGACUUCGGAGGUUACACAAAGAGGACCAAAUGUGAUUCAGAAUCAUUCAUCACAAGCUGUCACAAAUCCGGUUCCAGCAUCACGGGUGGUUUCAAAACCGGUACCACAAGCACAAACUGAAAACCCGAGAGAAUUUCAGCUAGGACAGCUGCGAAGACGAUUUUCUCCCAAGGAAAUUCGACCAUCUGGACAUGCCGAGGGUACUACUAUAUUGAGGUUUAAUCUCAUUCCAUCGGAUCCUGAUUUCCCUUUUGAGAUGACUGCCUUGGAAUCUUCUCUUACUGUACCUCCUCGGUAUCCUACCUCACCGCCCACAUUGAGGGUGGAGAAUAAAGAUAUUCCAAGAGGGUUUGCCAUCAAUGUUGAAAAUGGCUUUGACGAAUUGGUCAAGGCAAAGAAAAAUGCUACCCUACUGGACUUGAUGAAAUCCUUGGAUAAACAUUUGGAAGAAUUUCUGUCCGCACAAAAAGCAGAGACAGUUAAAAUUGUCACGAACAAGGACACGCGACAUCUUUCCCUUACCAGUAGAGAAGUACAACCUACGGUUACACUGCUUCAGCCUGAAUCUGCAAUAAGAGAACCAGAACAACCCAAGGUUACCCCAAAUAAACCGAUUGUAAGUUUCACUGCAUCAGAAAAGUCUGAGGCGUCGAAGAGAAGAGAAGUAGAGACCAGACAAUUGGAAGCGAGAAUGGGUAGAUUACCCCUUUACAAGAAAUCCAGUGAUGGGAUUGCUUAUACUAUCCCAAUUGAACCUCGAAAACGCGGGGAAUUACCACCAUCAAUCAAAGCUGUUAAGGUCAUUCAACUUUUUGUACCCACUCUAUACCCACUGGAAGCUUGUCGAAUCAAAUUGGAAGGAAUUGAUGCCCCGGAAGCAAAGUCUGUAGAGAAAGGGUUUGAGAAGAAAGCUGAAGAAGCAAAAGCUCUGAACCUGAUGGGCCAUAUUAAUUACCUUGCACAGAAUAUUCACGUCUUGGCGAAGACUGUUUUGAACACAGAACCAAAGCCAGUUCCUGUGGUACAGGCAUCACCACCCGUUGUUGAAGAAUCAAAAGAUCUCAAAGGAAAAGGAGUAGGUGCUGAAGAAGCUGAGGAAAAGACUCACAUUCAGUACAUUGCUCGACCACCUGAAUGGACGAUUGUCAAUACUGAAGAUGCUGAAUACUCUGACUCUGAUUCAAUAUACUCUUAUGACAGUGGUGAUGAAUCAGAGUCUAAUGAAGGAGGGGUUGGAGUUGAACACCAACCUGAAAACUCAGCAUCAAAUCCUGAACGUGGUACAGCCAUCUCAUUUCCCUUCAUCGAACUUUAUGGUAUUGAGUUGUUAGAAGUCACUACUCUAAAUAUCACUGUCAAAUGUUCUCGCUGUAGAGAAAUUACCGAAAUUAAAGGUCUCAAGACUGGAGUCCAAAAGACAGAGAGCUGUAGGAAAUGUGCAACCGCACUUGUGAUAUGUUACCGACGAGAUUUGGUUCAUGCAAACAAUGUCCGAGCUGGAUUCUUGGAUCUGGAAGGAUGUGUAGUUGGUGAUAUGUUACCUAGUACAUUCACACCAACAUGUUCUAUAUGUUCUACCAUCUACCCAUCUCCAGGUAUCGUUUCCAUUCGUGGUGAAACAACCACAAAUGUUUGUCGGGAAUGUCAUUCCAAAUUCACCUUUUCAAUCCCUACCAUCAAAUUCCUUCAAAUUUCCUCCUCAGCAACCCCUCACAAUUUGCUUCCUAGAAAAAAGAAAGAAGCACUCGGUAUCACCCCAGGUACUCCUCUUCUCAAAAAUGGUCUCUGUAGACAUUAUGGAAAAAGUUACCGUUGGUUUCGCUUUAGCUGUUGUGAAAAGGUAUACGCAUGUGAUAAGUGUCAUGAUGAAAAAGAAGAACAUGUAAAUGAGUGGGCCAAACGAAUGAUUUGUGGAUGGUGUAGUAGGGAGGGACCUUACCGACCAGAAGAUUGUGCGGGAUGUGGAGAGAGGGUUAUUAGUAGGAGGAGAGGAGGGGCGAGUUUCUGGGAAGGCGGAAAAGGAACUAGAGAUAAGACGAAGAUGAGUAGGAAGGAUAAGAGGAAGUAUAGGAGGAUUGGUGGUGGGGUUAAAAAGACUUGA